UCAAUUCGUCCUACUAAAUAUUAUUAUAAAAACAACUUAUUCCAAAAAGAAAAUCACAAACUUUAUUUAAACAAUAAUCUUUCAAAUAUAUUAUAUCACAAUAUUAACAAAAACAAUAAUUUAAACAAGCGUGGUUUAAAGUCUCCAUUAAAGACUCAUUCUAGUGCUUUCAAUUCAAAAUCUUGAGUUUAACUUUUCUUUUCUUCCAUUUUUUCUCUCAAUUUGUAAACUUGAUGAGAUAUGGAAUUAGGUUUAAGCUUAGGUGAUACAACCCCAUCAAAAGCUAGUGACAGAUUUAUCCCCACCGCCGCCGCUGCCACCGUUACCGCCACCACAACCACCGUGGGAGUUAAUAAGAGUUUAGGGUUCUGCAUGGCCUUAGGGGUGAACCCUUUAGACGCUCAAGAUAAUCAUGAUCAUGAUGAUGGUGAUGGUGAUGAAUAUGAAGAUGACGAUGAUGAAGAACACGAUGAACAUAAAGAAAACGGAGGGUUGAAAGAUGUAACUCUUGGUAGUCAAAAAACCGGUUCAAUGAAUCCGCCGGUUCAGCUUGAUCUACUCCCUUCUGCACCGGUUCUUCGUCAUCAUACAUCCUUUCCAUGGUCUUCUGACAACGAGGGUGGUUCGUCGGGAAAUGCGGCAGCCGGGAGGGGUUUUGAGGUUAAGAGGAUGGCGGUGGGGACGGAGGAAGCCACGUCAUCAUGCCGGCUGGAAUUCAUGAGUUACGGGGGAAGAAAUGGAAGUGAGAAUCAUAAGAGGGGGUUUGAGAUAGGAAACGACGCCGUUGUGGUGGAAAGAGCUUCUUCUAGGGCAAGUGAUGAAGAUGAGCAUGGAUUAUCCAGAAAAAAACUGAGAUUGUCAAAGGAACAAUCUGCUUAUUUAGAAGAAACCUUCAAAGAACAUAAUACCUUAAAUCCAAAACAGAAGCUUGCACUUGCAGAACAGCUUCAUCUUAGGCCUCGACAAGUAGAAGUCUGGUUUCAGAACAGAAGAGCAAGGACAAAACUGAAGCAAACUGAGGUGGACUUUGAGUACUUGAAGAGGUGUUGUGAAACCUUAACAGAUGAAAACAGAAGACUACACAAAGAGCUUCAAGAACUAAGAGCAUUAAAGACUACUUCAAAUCCAUUUUACAUGCAACUUCCGGCCACCACCCUCACCAUGUGUCCGUCAUGUGAGCGUGUAGCCACCAGUGUCCCACCGCCAUCAUCCGCCACCUUAACCAACCCUGUGGAACAAAACUCUAUGAAAGCAAGCACACCCUUAAAUCCAAAACCAAGGCCACUAAUGUUCCCACCUUCAUGAAUAAGAGAGAAAGUAGUGAGAGAAUAUAGUAACAAUUUAUGUACAUACGCUCCAAGCUUUAAAUUUUUGUGAAGUGAACCUUGUCGA
Helianthus annuus (common sunflower) is the source of this 1392-nucleotide messenger RNA. RefSeq names its product homeobox-leucine zipper protein HOX11. Gene Ontology annotation, molecular function: DNA-binding transcription factor activity, RNA polymerase II-specific; sequence-specific DNA binding. NCBI's taxonomy places the organism in Eukaryota, Viridiplantae, Streptophyta, Magnoliopsida, Asterales, Asteraceae. Bases 241 to 1305 code for a protein of 354 amino acids. Gene Ontology annotation, biological process: regulation of DNA-templated transcription. The transcript is spliced from 4 exons. The record is from RefSeq and is a predicted model, not a curated record.